GCCAUCCCACUCAACUCCUCCACCCGCGCACUACCUCCCACCCACCCAGCCAGCGCACCUCCAUAUCAACCUCCCUCCAACUCACCCCCCAACCCCAACCCAACCCACCCUCAAAAUGUCCUCAGCCGGCUACACAGGCUUCACGCCCUCGGCAACGCAAACCACCGCCGCAAACGCGGCCGGCGACACCUCGAACGUGGACGUGCACGCGCGCGCCGUCUCCUACACGUGCGGCGACUGCGACGGCGACGUGCAGCUGAAGCGCGGCGAGCCGAUCCGGUGCCGCAACUGCGGGCACCGCGUGCUGUACAAGAAGCGGACGAACCGUAUGGUCCAGUUCGAGGCGCGAUGAACGGGGGAAGUUAUGACCGAGCGCGGGAUAUAAUGGUGCGGCGCUAUGGAGAAAUGAGGGCUUCGGGAUGACAGCAUCAAAGAUUCAGAGGACGAAGGCUGGCUUUGGCAUGGCGGUGGUCCUCAGCAAGCGGCAUGGUGUGUGGCGUUCAUGGUUUAAUAGCGGCAUGGCAUGGUAGAAAGACUUUCUCAAAUGCAUCACCACAGUCACGAUUGCAAGGCAG
Molecule: messenger RNA, 575 nt
Organism: Trematosphaeria pertusa
Lineage: Eukaryota; Fungi; Ascomycota; Dothideomycetes; Pleosporales; Trematosphaeriaceae
Exons: 2
Coding region: 116-352 (78 amino acids)
Biological process (GO): DNA-templated transcription
Cellular component (GO): RNA polymerase III complex; RNA polymerase II, core complex; RNA polymerase I complex
Molecular function (GO): DNA-directed RNA polymerase activity; DNA binding; zinc ion binding
Source: RefSeq, a predicted model, not a curated record